AUGAAGCGCUCCUAUGACGAACUCAUGGCCGGCGAUGUCGGCAGCCCUGAAGAGGCGUCCGAGGGUAGCGAUGCUGCUGAUAUGGUCCCACCUUACGACGCGAAAUCGGAGGCUAUGCCACAAUCUCCUGUUUUUACACCAGAAUACGAGAAGCUCAUGAAAAAUGUCUCCGGCCUCAUCAAACUGCUUGAAGGACCAAUCCAAGACAGCAGCUACCGUGAUGGAGUCAUUGACGGACUGCUCGAGGAAAUCAAGCGACGAACCACCUCCAAUUUUCCAGAAGAAGGCGAUGCUGGAAGCAGCUGUACCUGGGUAGUGCAAGAAUUCGGCUACCUUUUCCCGAACCAAACGCAGCCUUUCGCUGCUGAAGUCUACUUCUUCUCUCCGGAGGAGCGCCAUGCCAUUAUCCGCGCUCACGUUGCGGAAUUCUACAAUGCCAACGCCAAAGACGAUGGCGAGGGUCCAAAGGACAGCGAGCGCACGGUUGAGGAUUUUGCGGUGAAGCGCACUGUAAUCACGGCAUUCCGAGCACUUUUCAACAGUCGAGAGGAGUUCGCAACAUAUGCUGCCGCCGACCAAUUCCUCUCUGCUGCUACGCGCGAGGAUGACGAGUAUAUCGUCGACACGCUCUGCGACUGGUCUGAUGACAUCGUGAAUUCCGGACUUGGAAAGGAGACUUUCCUCUCGCAAGAAGCAGCAACCCCUCAGAAUUUGCUCUGGCAGCUCGCACCGUACAUGUACACGGUCGAAGAGAGAGAUGGUGACAUGAUCACUUCCCUUUGGCCUUUCGUGAGCAAGAUCAAAUUCGGCUUGAAUAUUCCAUUGCUCAAACACAAUAUUACGCUGGUCGACCUGCCUGGACUCUCGGAUGCCAACAAAACCCGCGUGGCAAACGCUACUUUUCAUCUGCGUCAAUGCACUCACUAUAUGGUGGUUGCAGAAAUCGGCCGUGCCGACGAUGAUAAAUUCAUCAGAGACAGCCUCACGAAAGGAUUCAUGACACGAGGUUCGGCGAGGACCAUUCUUACUCUUACCCACGCCGACAGCAUCGAUGACGAAACCGAAGUGCAAGGCUCGAAGAAGGACUAUGCAGCAAUGGAAAAGAUCCUAAAUCAGAUCAAGACGCUGGAAAAGCAGAAGAGUGACGUGUCCAGCAAGAUCAAGGGCUCCAAGGGCUUUCAGAAAUACGAACUCAUGGAGCUGAAAGACGGGAUUGCAAGCCAAAUUCGCGACAAUAUGCUCAAGCACCGAGAAAUCCGCAUCCAGAUGCGAAGCAAAAUGGUCGUCCGUCAGAUGCAAGGUCUGUACGCCGAGCUCACGCCAGAUCCUGCGGUGCUCCCUGUAUUUUGUGUUGGUAAUGCGGCGUACAAGAAAUCCCAGGCAGGAUAUGCCACCGAUGACCCGAAUCCUCCAGCUUUGAGUGUCGAAGGCACGAAUAUCCCGGCUUUACGACGACAUCUUUUCCUUGCGCCCGCUGAGGCAAAGCUCAACGAAGCUCGGCAUACGAUCUCGACUCAACUUCCCAGUCUGCUCAGCUGCUUUAAGCUGUACAUAUCCAAGACGCAUAUGGCGAGAAAGGAUGAAGUUGAGAGGAUCAUCGUGGGGCCACAGAAGCUAAGUGGGUUGGCCAUUGAGGAAAUCUGGCAGGACUUGCACGAUCAGGUCGAGAUGGACAUCAUCAGUCCCAUGCGGGAUUUUGAGUUCGAGUGGACUGACGAGGCGCUGAUUCUCGUUAGGCAAUGGGCAAAGACCUGGGGUACCAGUCAGCAUCUGGCAAUCAUGAAGAAAGAAGGCUUCCGGAAAGGCAAGGGCAAGCAAGGCGUGAACACUUCCUGGAACGGAGAGCUCGUCAGCAUCAAAUGUGCCGAAGCCAGACAUUUCUUCCAGGAAUUCCUGAUGAAUGUCAACAACGUCCCCAAGAACGUCACGAAGGCUAUUCACAAGUUGUUGAGCAGAAUCAUCUACGAUAUCAAGACAGAUCCCCAAGUCACCCUCAUGGCGCUGCAGCCAUACCUCGACUACCUCUUCGUAGAGAAGGGAAACGUCCAGAGAUUCGUGGAACAUGCAAACAAGGAAAUGCGCAAGGAACUCGGCAAUAUUCUCGCAGCAGUCAGCUCUGAGAAUACGGACAACCCGAUUGUCCAAGCCAUGAAGCCCAUAUACGAGCAUUGCCAAAAGAUCAAGGGCAAAUCGGGCACACCGACAGACCGACUCAAGUCAUUCGAGCGCGAAGUGACGAAGAUCGGUCACGGCGUCUGGAUGAAAUCCGUGGAGCUCUUGAAGAGACAGCUCGAGGAGCUCCUGCAGAAGCAUUCCGACGCGCUCACCCAUCACACUCAGGACUUCUUCUGCACUCUUCAGAAGAAGUUCCACAUGAUGUGCUCGAGCAAGGAGACGGAGGAACCUGAAGAGAUUGAGCUUCGCGAGCAGCUGGAAAAGGCUCUGAAGGUGGCGAAGGAGAUGCUGGAGGAGGAGAUUCAGCCUGCUGCUCAGGCUUGCUUGGGAUCUACUGGCUGA
Molecule: messenger RNA, 2517 nt
Organism: Pseudocercospora fijiensis CIRAD86
Lineage: Eukaryota; Fungi; Ascomycota; Dothideomycetes; Mycosphaerellales; Mycosphaerellaceae
Exons: 2
Coding region: 1-2517 (838 amino acids)
Source: RefSeq, a predicted model, not a curated record